Molecule: messenger RNA, 841 nt
Organism: Nannochloropsis gaditana CCMP526
Exons: 2
Source: RefSeq, a predicted model, not a curated record
GGUUGCCUUGGUGACCGACAUCCCAGCGAGGGACGCCAGCCCUUGGCUUAAGUGCAUGAAUUAACGGGUUAUCAGGGUAAAGGACACGCAAACGUGACAGGCACAAGAGGACAGUCCUGCAUCGCACUUCUUAUUAAGUGGGCUGUGUAUGCCCUCGCCACUCCUUCGUCCCCAUCCCUUUUUACCCAAGAAACGCUCCCCAACAUCACCCUGGCGCUCUAGCAAGGGAGAAAGCGUAGCCCUCAAGCACCAUUAUCCAGCGUCGUCAUGCAGCAUCACUGCGCACAAAGUUCUCCGCCUCAUGGAUGCUCGCCGCGGAAGGGAAGGAAAAGGCCGUUGGGAGGACGGAGCCAUGUGGCUGUAAGGGCCUUCUUGUUGCCCGUCGGCCUCGUGGGGUUGCUCACAGGCUUUACGAGGGCGGGAGUCCUGGUGGCGGCUGAUGCAGGAGACACCAGACAUUCGACAGGAGGAAACAAUGCAGGGGCCUGGCGCCCACAUCCACCGACAGCCCCUCCUCUCCCCUCGGAUGGCUUCUCGCCUCAGCCACGCCACAAGGCUGGAGAAGCGGGCGGAGAGCGCAGGUCGUGGCACGGAGCGCGUGCCCGGGGGGGAAGCGCCCCGGAGCACUGGAGUGCCGGGGGCGCGGGGGAGGAAUGGGAAAGCCGAGGAGGAGGCCCCUAUGCUGGGGCGGCCCGCGCCUCGCACCCCCCGCCUCUGCGACAAGACUGCCCCUCGCCCUGGCAGGCAGGGCAGUCGUGGGAGGGAGGCGGGCGGGAUGGCGGCGGGCGGGAGGCAAGACAGGCCGGGGGGGAGCGGAGGGGGGCAGCGAGGUCGGUGGGAA